Messenger RNA from Styela clava, 1224 nucleotides. RefSeq lists its product as uncharacterized. Gene Ontology annotation, biological process: protein folding; protein peptidyl-prolyl isomerization. NCBI's taxonomy places the organism in Eukaryota, Metazoa, Chordata, Ascidiacea, Stolidobranchia, Styelidae. Gene Ontology annotation, molecular function: peptidyl-prolyl cis-trans isomerase activity; cyclosporin A binding. Gene Ontology annotation, cellular component: cytoplasm. The record is from RefSeq and is a predicted model, not a curated record.
CUUUGUAUAUUGGAUUAUCAGAAACCGCUUCCACGAAAAACAUCAGAAUCAACGCGACAUUUGCGCUGUUUUUUUGCGAAUCAAAUACGGAUGCUAUUUUCAACUGUGUUGAAGUGUUUGGUUUGCAUUAUUGUAACAACAAUUCGUAUGUUACGCAACUCUAUCAAUUAGAUAGGGUAACCACACAUAAUGACUAGUUGUGGCAACAAUAUACGUUUCACGCAGUCAUAACGAAUUGCUAUCAAAGCAUCCUUUCUGUCACAUGACGAAUGAUAUGGAGAUUAAGCUUGUGUUGUAUACUUUUGUAGCUUUGUAUAUUGGAUUAUCAGAAACCGCUUCCACGAAAAACAUCAGAAUCAACGCGACAUCUGCGGUGUUUUUUGACAUUACAAAACCAACAAAAUCUAGUAAUUAUACACAAAAUGAAACAGUGAAAAUCGUUAUCGGACUCUUUGAUGAAGAAGUGCCUAAAACAACAAAAAACUUUCGCACAUUAUGCACUGGGGAGCUCGGUAUAGGUUACAAGGGAUCAACGUUUCACAGGGUUAUUGAUGGAUUUAUGAUACAAGGAGGAGAUUAUGAAUUCGGAGAUGGAACUGGAGGUAAAAGUAUUUACAAGGAGCUUGGAGAUUUUGGAUUUUUUGACGACGAAAAUUUUAAAAUUGACCACUCCGCUCCUGGGUUCGUAAGUAUGGCCAACGCCGGUCCAAACACGAAUGGUGCUCAAUUUUUCAUUCUUCUCGAACCUGCGCUUUGGCUCGACAAUCGACAUGUUGUUUUCGGUAAAGUACUGGAAGGAGAGAAAUACGUUGAAGAAAUCGGCAAGAUUCCGGUGGGCAAAGAAGACAGGCCUAAAUAUCCCAUUGUAAUAUCAAAAUGUGGAACGUACGACUUGAAGAGGCCAAUACCCAUUGAUGGAUCUAGUACAACUUUUGUACAUGGCGAACUUUGAGUUCAAUCGCAAAGACAAUAAUAAAUGUGAAUAUUGACGUAUACAUUACGUGUGCCAAUCACUGAAUAAAUAGUUAGAGCAUUUAAUGCGGUUGUGUGUAGAAAUAUUAGUCUUACGGGCGAUUGACUCGUGACCAUUUUGUGGCCUAUACUACAAGAAUUUAUUAUAUUUGAAAAUGGUUUCGUCAAAUUUAUAAAUAUGUCUUGCAAGAUCGUGUAAAAUCUUGUUAUUAUUUUGUUCGCUUUAUCAUUUAGUAUGUUAUGGUAUAUUGC